AUGGUACGAGGAGAGCCUGAAUUUAUAGAGUUAGUAGAUGUAGGAAAUGUUUCAGAUUCUUCAAAGGUUGGUGAUAAAGAUACUCGGUGGCAUUUAAGUAAUUCACAGAUCCAAUUAGUGUUAUUAAGAUUAGGAGUAAUUAGUGAUGAAGAAUAUGGACAUCCAUCAUUUCUUGAACUGGUUCAUAUUGGAAAAGAUUCUGAAUAUAUGUUAAAUGUAAUUGAUCUGAUGAGUAUAGGUGAUGCCAUUUCAAUAAUUCGAGAUGCUUUAGUAGAUCAUAAGGGAGAUGUGAAUUAUUCACUGGAUGAUUAUAAAUUAUUAGAAAGACUUAUUAAAUUAAUACCAGAUAAUAAUGAAAGUGAUGAUUUUGAAAUUCCAGACUUUGAUUUAGAGGAAAAGGAUGAAGAAUAUUUAAUUCAUACAAAAAAUAAAUUAUAUCUUAGAAUAAUAGAUUGGAACUUACAAAUUAGACUAGAAGCUGCUUUAAUUCAUUAUCAUUCUCCUUAUCCAGAAGUCAGAGCAGUAACUGAACCAUUUGAUGAUCCUUAUAUACCAGUAGAGACAUUUAGAGUAUAUGUGAUAAGUAUGGUAUGGACAAUCAUUGGAUCAAUUAUUAAUAAUUUCUUUGUUCAUAGAAUGCCAGGUAUUUCAUUAACUUCUCAUACUAUGCAAGUCAUCUUUCUACCAUGUGGAAAAUUAUGGGAAAAGUACAUGCCUAACAAGACAAUUAGAGUUUUGGGUUAUUCAUUUGAACUUAAUCCAGGGCCUUGGACUUAUAAGGAAAUGAUGUUGGCAACAAUUAUAUAUCUGUGUUCAUCAGGAGUUCCCUAUCUGAUAUAUAAUAUAUUUGUUAUGAAAUUAGAAAGGUUUUAUAAUUUGAAAUGGGUCACGUAUACUUUUCAAAUAUUGUUAGCAAUUUCCACUCAAUUCCUUGGUUUUGGAUUUGCCUUAUUAAUGAAAAAGGUUUGUGUAUAUCCCAGUAAAGCAAUUUGGCCUACCAUUUUACCAACAAUUGCAUUGAAUAGAGCCCUUAUGAAAUCAGAAGUUAACAAUCCUAUAUAUGGUUGGAAAAUAUCUCAAUAUUCAUUUUUCUAUGUUGUAUGUAUUGGAAGUUUCCUUUACAAUUGGAUCCCUUCUUAUUUUUUUACUGCAUUAUCUCAAUUUAAUUGGAUUACUUGGUUCAAUCCAAAUCUGCUUCAUUUAGCUAACGUCACAGGAAGUUUCACUGGUUUAGGUUUCAACCCAUGGCCCACUUUUGAUUGGAAUGUAUUAGAUUCAGCUGGCUGUCUUACCGUCCCAUUUUAUACUUAUGCAAAUCGAUACCUUGGUUCUAUACUUGCAUUCUUCGUUAUUUUAUUAGUAUAUUAUACUAAUAAUAAUUGGACAGGUUAUUUACCAAUUAAUUCUAAUCGAUUAUUCAAUAAUAAAGGUCAGGUCUACAAUGUUCAUGAUAUUCUAGAUGAUAAUAACUUAUUUGAUGAUUCAAAAUAUCAAAAGGUUGGUCCUCCAUAUUUUUCAGCUGCUAAUUUGGUCCUAUAUGGAGCCCAUUUCUGUUUAUAUCCAUUUGCAAUUUUAUAUCAUUUUGCAACAGAAUGGGAUUCAAUGAAGACUAGUUUCUAUAAUGUUGGAAUUACUCUUCGAGACGCUUUAACUUCUAAAGACUCGCAUGAUCAAUUUGGGAGAUAUCUGAGUGAUCCACAUUGUAAAAUGAUGGCACGUUAUGACGAUGUUCCUGAUUGGUGGUUCUUAUCUAUUUUAAUAGUAAGUACCACAUUUGGAAUCAUAUGCGUUUUGUUAUAUCCUGUGGAGACUCCAAUUUGGGGGAUAUUUCUUACAAUUGGUAUUAAUUUCAUAUUUCUUGUCCCUCUUACAUCUAUUGCAUCUGUUACUGGAUUUUCAUUUGGUUUAAAUGUCUUGGUAGAAUUAAUAGUAGGUUAUUCAAUUCCAAAUUCUGGUAUAGCUUUGAUUACAUUAAAAAGUUUUGGUUACAAUAUUGAUAACCAAGCCAGCAAUUAUAUUACUGAUCAAAAGUUGGCUCAUUAUUCAAAAAUUCCUCCUCGGGCUAUAUUUAGGGGUCAAUUAAUAUCUACAUUGUUGAAUGUUGUAGUGGCAUUAUUUGUAUCGAAUUGGCAAAUGGAUAAUAUUCCUGAUAUUUGUGAUAGAAUGCAAAAGGAUAAAUUAGUAUGCCCAGGAGCAAAUACCUACUUCUAUUCCAGUAUUCAGUAUGGUGAAAUAGGACCUGCUAAAGUAUUUAGUGGUCUUUAUCCUAUUUUGAAGUGGUGUUUCUUAUUGGGAGUAGUGUUGGUUAUACCCUGUGUAUGGUUUAAGAGACAUGGCCCGCUAACAUUGAUCCGAUUCUUUCAACCUACAAUAAUUAUCGGAGGAUUCUUAGAUUACGCUCCUUACAAUCUUCUGUAUUUUACAGGGGGGUUAUAUGUUUCAUAUUUAUUUAUGUAUCAUAUUAAGAAUAAUUAUAUUUUAUGGUGGGAAAAAUAUAACUAUAUAUUAACUAGUGGGUUAUCUGCUGGUAUUGCGUUCAGUGCAUUGUUAAUCUUUUUUAUGAUAGAAUAUGUUACUGAUGAUCUAGAAUGGUGGGGAAAUCAUAUUUCUAGGAUGGGAAUUGAAGGUGGACAUGGAUCACGAGCUUGGUUGAAUGUAACAUCUGCACCUGAUGGUUAUUUAGGAUUAAGAGAAGGUAAUUUUCCCUAG
Molecule: messenger RNA, 2709 nt
Organism: Scheffersomyces amazonensis
Lineage: Eukaryota; Fungi; Ascomycota; Pichiomycetes; Serinales; Debaryomycetaceae
Gene: OPT6
Product: Opt6p
Exons: 1
Coding region: 1-2709 (902 amino acids)
Biological process (GO): transmembrane transport
Cellular component (GO): plasma membrane
Molecular function (GO): oligopeptide transmembrane transporter activity
Source: RefSeq, a predicted model, not a curated record